UUGAAGUCAUCUUUAGUGAUCGGACAUGCAUGGCUAUGUUACCAGUCCAUCAUAUAUCCAAGUUCUAGGUAGCCGUUCGAUGCAUCGCCUUGACUGACUGGUUCAUGAGCAGCAGUUGCGCAAAGAGAAUGUCAAAUAGUGUCGUCUACGCAAGUCUAGAAACAGAGAAGGAUGACCUCGGCCCUGAUGGGGAGGACGAACUCAUCACCGAAGCAGAUCUAGAAGGAGGGUACGAGCAGGCACAAUCAAGGACAGGGCUAAAAAGAUCGAUAGCUUGCGCCGUAUCUGUGGUUCUGCUGUCCAUCGCCUGCAUCGGGGCGGUGGUCUUCCUGCUCCACAACAAGUCGAUGGACAUGGACAAGGGUGUGGAGAAGAGAGGGGCAGGGCUUUUCCUUGUGUCUGGGAGUGAGGUGCUGUUGCUGAGGAGGAACAGCAAGCACAAUGACAACACAUGGGGGUUGCCUGGAGGAAAUGUGGAGGCUGGAGAUCCCCACCUGCAAGCCACUGCCAUGCGCGAAGCGACAGAGGAGAUGGGUACUGUGCCAGCAUGCAACGUCACUGGGCAGAUCUUGACGUUCCGGGGCAAGAAGAAGCAGAAAGCCUACACAGUGUUCAUCUGCGAAAUGGCACCGGCCGCCAGGGCCGUCUUCAAGCCCAAGCUGAAUGAUGAGCACCGGGAGGCUCGCUGGUGGCCCCUGGCAGCUCUGCCGCCCAAGGGCCAGCUGCACCCUGUUGUGGCAACGCUGUUGGAAGACCCGGGAGCGCAGAGGCAGCUGGUGGCGGCGCUGCCGGGCGGCAUGGUGCCUGCAAGCAACAGCACAGCAGGGCCUGGGACCCUCAAAUCCCUCGACGCAGGGGUGAGCGGGGCGGACGUGGCGGGUGACGAAAGAGUGGACAAGCGAGGGGCCGGCCUCAUGCUUGCAAGCACAUGCAGCCUGCUGCGAGACAUUCACAUCAUCAAGCUAAGCUUCACGGAGAUGUGGCGCAACAGGGAUGGGGACAAGGUGAUGCUGAUGCGGAAGGUGGGCAAGCAUGGGCCGGGCAAGUGGGGCUUGCCGGGUGGCAGCGCGGACAGCAAGGACGCUGAUGACUUGGCGACAGCCGAGCGCGAGGCCAAGGAGGAGGUUGGGGGCGUUCCUGCUCACGAGGUCAAGGGGCACAUUGUGAUCAAGCGGAAGGGGAAGCAUGGGGUCAAGCUGCACACGGUGUUCAUUGCAACGGUUGCAAGCGGAGCAUCGGCUGCGUUUCAGCCGUCAACCAACAAGGACCAUCUGGAGGUUAACUGGGUGCCCCUCUCUGAGGCUGUUGCGCUGCAGCCCGCGCAGCUGCACCCUGUGUUGGCAGAAGUGCUGUCUGCCGACCACAAGGCAGAGCUGCAGGCCGCCCUGGGAGUCCCUGUGGCAGUAAAUGCGGCAAUCAGCAUCAAGCCUCUCUUUGCAGUCAUGAAGCUCGCCGCUAAGCAGGUGCUAAAGAGCACAGCGGAGAAGAAUGGUAUCCCCUGGGACAGCACCGUGCAGCAGCUGCAGAACACGCCUGAGGUAUUCAGUAUAAGGGAGGAGCUCGAAGACAAGGCCCUGGAGUACCCAGAUUACUACCUGCAGAAGUUUCAUGCGUACGACGAGGGCAACCUCAACUGGCUGGCAGCUUUUGAGGUGGAGUCAGCCACCUACUCAAUGGCGCUGCGCACAUUCCCUGACCAGCCCCUGACGCCUGAACAGGCGCAUGCACAGCUGCGCGGUAACAUCCACGAAGCCAUCCAGGACUUCUCUCGGCAAAGGGGGGCGCGGCAGGUGCAUGACGCACUCGACCUGGGAUGCUCAGCCGGGCUGAGCACGCGCGCGCUUGCAGAGGCGUUCCCUGCAGCGCAGAUCACCGGCCUGGACCUCUCGCCGCACUUCCUGGCCGUUGCAGAAUACCGCGAACGGAAGAGGAAGGCAGAGGGCGAAAGCAGGCGGAUUUGCUACGUGCAUGCCAACUUGGAAGACACACGGCUGCCGUCAGCCUCGUUUGAUCUGGUUUCGUCAUCCUUCACCAUCCACGAAUUACCUCCCCAGGCCAUUUGCGCGCUCAUCGCCGAGGCUCGGCGGCUGUUGCGGCCCGGCGGAGUGCUCCUGUUGGCAGACAAUAAUCCCCGGUCGAAGACGAUACAGAAUCUGCCGCCGGCGCUGUUCACGCUGAUGAAGUCGACGGAGCCCUGGAGCGACCUGUACUACGCGAUGGAUGUGGAGGCCGCCAUGCGCGACGCCGGCUUUGUCCAUGUUGAGACGCGCGAGGCCGACCACCGUCACCGCGCAGUCCUGGGCCUGGCCGCCUGA
Coccomyxa subellipsoidea C-169 is the source of this 2315-nucleotide messenger RNA. Its product is annotated as S-adenosyl-L-methionine-dependent methyltransferase. Bases 105 to 2315 code for a protein of 736 amino acids. The record is from RefSeq and is a predicted model, not a curated record. Lineage: Eukaryota; Viridiplantae; Chlorophyta; Trebouxiophyceae; Coccomyxaceae. The transcript is spliced from 12 exons.